GUGGGGCGGGCGGCGGUGGCCGGGGCCAUUGUCUCCCGCCGGGUUUUCCCCCCCUUCCCGCCGGCCCGGCGCUCGCAGCCGCCCGUUAAAAGAGCAGGCAAGAUGGCCGAGCUGGGCAGCAAGGGGGUGACGGCCGGCAAGAUCGCCAGCAACGUCCAGAAGAAGCUCACCCGGGCGCAGGAGAAGGUCCUUCAGAAGCUUGGGAAAGCAGACGAAACAAAAGAUGAGCAGUUUGAACAGUGUGUGCAGAACUUCAACAAGCAGCUGUCUGAAGGCACAAGGCUGCAGAAGGAUCUCCGAACUUACUUGGCUUCUGUAAAAGCUAUGCACGAAGCCUCCAAGAAGCUGACGGAGUGUUUGCAGGAAGUUUAUGAGCCGGACUGGCCUGGGAGAGAUGACACAAAUAAAAUAGCAGAGAACAAUGACCUCCUCUGGACGGAUUUCCAUCAGAAACUGGUGGAUCAGGCACUUCUGACCAUGGAUACAUACCUUGGCCAAUUCCCAGAUAUCAAAUCUCGUAUAGCGAAGCGAGGAAGGAAGCUUGUGGAUUAUGACAGUGCCAGACACCACUUUGAAGCCCUGCAAACUGCAAAGAAGAAGGAUGAAACCAAAAUUGCAAAGCCUGUUUCGCUGCUUGAGAAAGCUGCGCCUCAGUGGUGUCAAGGGAAGCUACAAGCUCACCUCGUUGCGCAAACUAAUCUGCUCCGAAAUCAGGCUGAAGAAGAGUUAGUAAAGGCUCAGAAGGUGUUUGAAGAAAUGAACAUUGAUCUGCAGGAGGAGCUGCCUUCACUAUGGAAUAGUCGUGUUGGUUUCUACGUCAACACAUUCCAGAGUAUAGCAGGCCUAGAAGAAAACUUCCACAAAGAGAUGAGCAAGUUGAACCAAAACCUCCAUGAUGUCCUGCUGGGUCUAGACAAGCAGUACUCAGGCAAUGCCUUUCCCAUUAAAGCACAGCCCAGUGACAGCACCCCAGCGAAAGCAAAUAAAAGCCCCUCGCCUCCACCAGAUGGAUCUCCCAUCACCAGCCCUGAGACCAAGACUGUUAACCAUGAGCUGGAACCAUCCACUUUGGAAGCACCUGGGGCAAGCAUCCCAAAAUCACCAUCUCAGUUGAGGAAAGGGCCUCCGGUGCCUCCGCCUCCAAAAGUCACCCCUUCCAAGGAGAUCAAGCAGGAGAACAUCAUCAGUCUGUUUGAUGACAAUUUUGUCCCUGAGAUAAGUGUGACAACCCCCUCGCAGUUUGAUGCUCCUGGGCCCUUCCAGGAGGGAGCCAGCCUGUUGGAUCUGGAUUUUGAUCCCAUUAAACCAGAUGCCACUGUGGGGAAGACCCCUACACCUGCUUCUCAGCCUACAGAAGCAGCCCAUGCAGGAGCUGAAGCAGCUGGAUCUGAAGCAGCAGCUGGAGCUGAAGCAUCUAAAACUGAAGGUGAUUCAGGAUCGAGCUCUCUGCCCGCUGUCGUUGUGGAGACUUUCCCUGCUACUGUCAAUGGCACCGUGGAAGGAGGUGCCUCCUCUGAAAGAGCUGACAUGCCCCCAGGAUUUCUGUUCAAGGUCCAGGCUAUGCAUGAUUACACAGCUACCGACAGUGAUGAAUUGCAGCUGAAGGCCGGGGAUGUGGUGCUUGUGAUUCCAUUUGAGAACCCUGAGGAGCAGGAUGAAGGAUGGCUGAUGGGUGUGAAGGAGUCUGACUGGAUCCAGCAUAAGGAACUUGACCAAUGCCGAGGGGUUUUCCCAGAGAAUUUCACAGAGCGGGUGCAGUGAAAGCAUGAGCCCGCCAGCCACGCUUCUGCUGGAAGAAAGCAAGUUUUCUGGUAGAUAAUUGAAAAAGAGCAGUAAAAACAAAGAGAAAUUUAAAGGAACAGAAGCCUGAAAAAAUUGUCAACUUAAAGGGUGUGUGCUUUUCAAAGGGCAAGGUUUCAGAAGUAAAUUGCAAUUCAAAGCGUUA
Messenger RNA from Phasianus colchicus (ring-necked pheasant), 1945 nucleotides. NCBI's taxonomy places the organism in Eukaryota, Metazoa, Chordata, Aves, Galliformes, Phasianidae. The record is from RefSeq and is a predicted model, not a curated record.